CUUUUGUCGAACUCGGUCGUCAUUUAUUUCUGGAUCUGAAGCCGCAGCGCCCGAGAGGGAGCGAGCUAGUUUGAGAAAUGUCGGAGGCGGAGGCGAAAUCCGUGAUCCCCGAGUCCGUAUUGAAAAAGCGCAAGAGGGAGGAGCAAUGGGCUCUAGAGAAGAAGCAAAAGCUCGACGAGAAGAGGAAGAAAAACCUCGAGAAUCGCAAACUUAUUUUUAAGAGGGCAGAGCAGUACGCUAAGGAAUACAAGAAGCAAGAGAGGGAACUGAUCCAGUUAAAGCGCGAGGCUAGGUUGAAAGGAGGCUUCUACGUUUGCCCCGAGGCCAAGCUUCUGUUCAUUAUCAGAAUCCGCGGGAUCAAUGCCAUGCAUCCGAAAACUAAGAAGAUCCUGCAACUUUUGCGCCUGAGACAGAUUUUUAAUGGAGUUUUCUUGAAAGUGAACAAAGCUAUUAUUAAUAUGCUCCGCAGGGUGGAGCCUUAUGUCACCUAUGGUUAUCCAAACCUUAAAAGCGUAAGGGAAUUGAUAUACAAGAGGGGAUAUGGGAAACUGAACAAGCAAAGGAUUCCAUGAACUAACAAUGGCAUAAUUGAGCAGGGGCUAGGAAAGCAGGACAUUAUAUGCAUUGAGGACCUCAUUCAUGAAAUUUUUUCUGUAGGGCCUCAUUUUAAGGAGGACAAUAAUUUUCUUUGGCCAUUUAAGCUGAAGGCGACACUUGGAGGACUAAAGAAGAAAAGGAAUCAUUAUGUUGAAGGUGGAGAUGCUGGAUACCGUGAAGAUUAUAUCAACGAGCUUAUCAGGCGCAUGAACUAGAUUUAGGCAGCCUUUUAGCAUCAUCUAUUUCAGGUUUUUGAAAGAGACCAGAGAUUUGCUUAAGUUUUUGUUUUUCAUGUUUUUAGCUGACCAGCAUCAGUCAGAAUUGCUUCUUGUUCUAGUUGUCUAAAUAUUAUCAUUAUUGGUGUUUCCUGUUUUAUGAUGAUUUUAAGCUACCAUGA
This is a messenger RNA of Dendrobium catenatum, 994 nucleotides long. Its product is annotated as 60S ribosomal protein L7-4-like. Gene Ontology annotation, biological process: maturation of LSU-rRNA from tricistronic rRNA transcript (SSU-rRNA, 5.8S rRNA, LSU-rRNA). Bases 78 to 572 code for a protein of 164 amino acids. Gene Ontology annotation, cellular component: cytosolic large ribosomal subunit. Gene Ontology annotation, molecular function: structural constituent of ribosome; RNA binding. The record is from RefSeq and is a predicted model, not a curated record. Lineage: Eukaryota; Viridiplantae; Streptophyta; Magnoliopsida; Asparagales; Orchidaceae. The transcript has a single exon.